AGAGUAAUACAUUUACAUACUUGUUGUGUUGUGAUUACUCUCGGCGCGUGGAUUUGGUCGUCUCUUCUGGUCGCUCAAGCUUCUCUCCUCCAUCCUUGAAAAGAUUUUCUUUAAAAAAUUUCCAUUCUUUUCUUCUUCCUUUCUUCCUCCUCCUUCUUCUUCCUUGAUACCAUCGCGUAAUCCUACUAACCCUUAAGCUAUAUACUUUCUCCUUAACUAAUCUGAACUGUCUACUUGUUCCCACUUCAUUUCUUUCAAUCGCCAUCUGAGUUCUGGCUAAAGAUUUUGACUUGGAGGUGAGAUUCAUUGUUCCGCAUAGAGUGAGAAAAAGACCUCCUAAGAUUGAACCAGAAAUAUGCGAAUUUUGUGCGAUGCCUGCGAGAACGCAGCCGCUAUCGUCUUUUGCGCCGCCGACGAAGCUGCCCUUUGCCGCGCCUGCGAUGAAAAAGUUCAUAUGUGCAACAAGCUAGCUAGCCGGCAUGUACGUGUUGGUUUAGCUGAACCAAGCAAUGCACCAUGCUGUGAUAUAUGCGAAAAUGCACCUGCCUUCUUUUACUGUGAGAUAGACGGUAGUUCCCUCUGUCUGCAAUGUGACAUGGUAGUGCAUGUUGGUGGCAAGAGAACACACGGUCGGUUUCUUUUGCUGAGACAGAGAAUCGAGUUUCCAGGGGAUAAGCCUAAACCAAACAAUACUAGGGACAACAUGCAGAACCAAAGAGUCUCAACAAAUGCAAAUGGUGAAGCUAAUGGCAAGACUGAUGACGAAAUGAUUGAUCUAAAUGCUAAUCCGCAAAGAGUACAUGAGCCAGCAUCAAAUAACAAUGGCAUUGAUGUAAAUAACGAGAACAAUCACGAGCCUGCAGGUAUUGUACCAGUUGGACCCUUCAAACGAGAGUCUGAGAAGUGACAAGGUGAAAGAGAGAGAGAUAGACUUUACUCUGAUACCAAAAAUCAGCUUGAGAAAUGAUUGUAAAGAGUUUCAAGAACUAGAGAUCGUUGCAGUACGCCAGCUUUGUUGUUGUUGAAGAGGGCAAAGGUUUAUGUUGUUUGUGCAUUAUCUUAGUUCAACAGAAUUAGCUUAAGGGCUCACAUCACAGGAAUGUAAGCUAAUAUCUGAAAUUCUGAAUAUUUUUUUUUCUUUUCUUUCUUUUUAAUAUAACUAUCUGGAAUAUAUGUAAAUCCCUAUUCCCCUCCCAAUGAAGAAAAGUCGAAAAAA
This is a messenger RNA of Capsella rubella, 1216 nucleotides long. Its product is annotated as B-box zinc finger protein 19. The record is from RefSeq and is a predicted model, not a curated record. The transcript is spliced from 5 exons. Gene Ontology annotation, molecular function: zinc ion binding. The coding region runs from base 356 to 907 and encodes 183 amino acids. Gene Ontology annotation, biological process: photomorphogenesis; regulation of DNA-templated transcription. Gene Ontology annotation, cellular component: nucleus. Lineage: Eukaryota; Viridiplantae; Streptophyta; Magnoliopsida; Brassicales; Brassicaceae.